ACAUUAGCUCUUGAGGAUGGAAGUUGUCUCCAUGGGGACUGUGAGGAUGUCCCAGAUGUGGAUGCUGAGAUGGGUCAUCGUAAUGGUCGGGCUGCAGUCCGUACAAGCAGACUUCAUGUUAGAUUAUGGGGACAGUAUGAAGGAUCCUAUGGACUUUACCUGGCCGCCAACAACAACACCAGUGUUUACCACUAUGACGACUGUGAUGGUAACAAAAGCUGAACCGAAUCCUGAUCACCAGUCCACGAUCUGCAGCACAUGGGGAAAUUUCCACUUCAAGACAUUUGAUGGUCAUUUCUUUCAAGUGCCAGACACGUGCAACUACGUUCUGGCGGUGAUGUGUGACACCACGAAUUCUGAUUUUAACAUCCAAAUGCAAAGAGAGAUUGUAAAUAACUCAAUCACUUUUAGCACAGUCACAAUAAAGCUGGAGGGGGCACUCAUCAAACUCACUAACGGCGACAUCACGAUGGACGAUCAAGCGGUAUCUAUUCCAAUCAAUCAGAAUGGAAUUAAAAUCGAAGGAAACCCAACAAGUAUUAAGAUCUCUAAAUAUGGAUUGACUGUCUUUUGGGAAGAAGACAACUCUAUACUGAUUGAACUUGCAGAGAAGUACCAAGGUCAGACCUGUGGACUCUGUGGAAACUUCAACGGCAACAAGGAGGACGAUAUUUCUGAAAACGGUCCGGCCACAUGGAAGGUUUCCACACCAACUGAAUCCUGCGAGGAUGUUAUACUUCCACCCGGGGAUCAGUGUGACCAGCAUGCAAGCGUUUGCCAGCAGUAUCUCAGCAGUCCAGGGUUUAGUGACUGCUAUAAUGUGAUGGACAUGAGUUCAUUUGAAACAGCCUGUGUAGACGACCUGUGUCAAUGUUACGGCAAUUACGACUGUCUCUGCAACACGCUGACAGAGAUUUCACGACAGUGCACACAUGCUGGAGGAAAACCAGGAACAUGGAGGACAGAGCAGCUCUGCCCAAAGUCAUGUCCUCUAAACAUGCAAUACCUGGAGUGUGGUGGUCCGUGCAAGAACAUCUGCUCAGAUCCAGACGCAAGUCUAAUGUGUAAAGAACACUGUGUGGACGGCUGUUUCUGCCCUGAAGGCACGGUGGAAGAUGACAUUGGUCAGAGUGGCUGUGUUCCUGUGAACGAGUGCCCAUGUGUUCACGAUGGCACAGUAUAUCAAUCAGGAGAGUCUUACAAACAAGCUUGUAAAAAAUGUGUGUGUGCCGCGGGACACUGGACCUGUACAUACCUGGAAUGUCCUGGAAUCUGCUCUGUUGUGGGAGGGUCUCACGUCACCACUUAUGAUGGAAAGAGCUUCACCUUUAGCGGCAACUGUGACUACAUCCUCACUAAGCACUCUAAUGACAGUGAUAUCGCUGUUGUGGGAAAUCUGGCAAAGUGUGAUCCAGCCCGAACAGAAACAUGUCUAAAUUCAGUUACCCUUGUCAUCUCGGGGACCACUGUAAGUACUGGGUUUAAUUGUCCUAUUUUUAAUGAAUGUUGCAUGUUUUCUUCAUUUCUUAUUCGAAAAUAA
This is a messenger RNA of Ctenopharyngodon idella (grass carp), 1540 nucleotides long. Its product is annotated as mucin-2-like. The coding region runs from base 17 to 1540 and encodes 507 amino acids. Gene Ontology annotation, molecular function: protein binding. Gene Ontology annotation, cellular component: extracellular matrix. The transcript has 12 exons. The record is from RefSeq and is a predicted model, not a curated record. NCBI's taxonomy places the organism in Eukaryota, Metazoa, Chordata, Actinopteri, Cypriniformes, Xenocyprididae.